AUGUCAGACACGGAACUUGACGCUGGUCUCUUCGAGGAACCAGAGGAUUUCAGACCUCCUCCACCCGAGUCGCAUUUUGUCGAGUACGAGCGGCCCAACGACAAAGGAACAAUCAGGCUAAAGCUUGUUGGAAAAUCUCCAUUAUGGGGCCAUUUGCUCUGGAAUGCCGGCAAAUACACAGCUAACUACCUCGACGAACAUGCUGACGAGCUAGUUAAAGGCAAGAAGGUGUUGGAAUUAGGCGCUGCUGGUGCUCUUCCAUCCCUUGUUUGUGGAGUUAACGGAGCUUCAAAAGUGAUCAGCACAGACUACCCAGAUCCAGACUUGGUGAGCCACAUCCAGUAUAAUAUAGACCACUGUGAAGGGUUUCCAGACGGAACGGUUGUCAAAGCUCAGGGAUACAUUUGGGGCAAUGACGUCAAUGCCCUUUGCUACGACGACAAGGAAGAAGGAGAUUUGCCUACAGAGGUCAAGGAAGAGGAUAAGUUCGAUUUGAUCAUUCUUUCGGAUCUUGUCUUUAACCAUACAGAGCAUUUGAAGCUACUCAAAACGUGCAGACUCUCUCUUAAAUCUACAGGUGUUGGUCUCGUGGUCUUCAGUCCUCACAGACCGCAUCUCUUGGAGAAAGACCUAGAGUUCUUCGAAACCUGUGAACAGUUUGACUUCAAAGCAGAGAAGAUUGCUUGUGUAAACUGGAAGCCAAUGUUCGAGGAGGACGAGGCCACAGCGGAAAUCCGCUCAAGGGUCUACUGCUUCAAAAUCCAUCCGCAAUGGAAAUAG
Molecule: messenger RNA, 780 nt
Organism: Candidozyma duobushaemuli
Lineage: Eukaryota; Fungi; Ascomycota; Pichiomycetes; Serinales; Metschnikowiaceae
Product: S-adenosylmethionine-dependent methyltransferase
Exons: 1
Coding region: 1-780 (259 amino acids)
Biological process (GO): peptidyl-lysine dimethylation
Molecular function (GO): protein-lysine N-methyltransferase activity
Source: RefSeq, a predicted model, not a curated record